This is a messenger RNA of Sinocyclocheilus anshuiensis, 2041 nucleotides long. RefSeq names its product REX4 homolog, 3'-5' exonuclease (gene rexo4). Bases 367 to 1641 code for a protein of 424 amino acids. NCBI's taxonomy places the organism in Eukaryota, Metazoa, Chordata, Actinopteri, Cypriniformes, Cyprinidae. Gene Ontology annotation, cellular component: nucleus. Gene Ontology annotation, biological process: DNA catabolic process; rRNA processing. The record is from RefSeq and is a predicted model, not a curated record. Gene Ontology annotation, molecular function: nucleic acid binding; 3'-5' exonuclease activity. The transcript is spliced from 8 exons.
ACGUUCAUUCGCAUACAGUUACUGCACGGUCCUGUUGGUGUAACACACGCGACAGAACGUUCCAUCAGCAUGGUUGUCUCAUGGUACAGUUAUAUGUGGCUCUAAUAGUAAUUUUUGCAUUGAACGUUUUUAAACUAAUAUAUUCGCACAGAGCGAUAGAUAUAUAUAUAUACUUUCCACAUAUUUAGUAUUUUCCGCGUUACCAUGCAUGUCACGGGUCUGCGUUGACGCUAGAAAGCUUCAAAGUAAUGUAAACAUCUGGAGAAAUUAAUUAUUGCUAGUAAGUUCGUGCUCAGUGUAAUAUCGGAAAAAGCGGAACACCUUAGUGCUUUAUUAUUUAUUAGGUUAAUUAGAUAAAAACUUAAGAUGUCUGAAGUUAAGCUGAAGAAACAUGCCGAAAAUGUUCAAACUAAUGGUCAAUCAAAUCAUGAGAAGAAGAAAAAGAAACAUGAAAACAAUAAAAAGACGUUCUUCUACGAUACAAAAACAGUUGUAAAGAAGAAAACGAAACCAACAACUGUAAAGCCAAACAUUAAGCCCCCCACAAAAGUUGAAGAGUAUUCGUGCAACUGGAAGAAGUUACUGCAGACUCUUGCUGCAAAUCCUGAAAAGAAGAAUGAAGACACAAAACAGGCGAAAGAUGCAAACGUUAAAGGAAAGCAGCUUCAGAAGACAGUUUCCAAAGACUCUCAUAAACUUCACUUGAAAAAACCUGCACGGACUGUCAGACCUGCUUCUGAGACAUCUGGAGGAGUAGAAAAAGAUGGAGACCAACAGAACGGAAAAGACUCCGCCAGACACAAACAAUUCAAAGCAGAGAAGAGGAAAAGAAAGGAUGAAAAAGAGAAACCGAUGAACAAAAAGAAGAAAGUCGAGGAGGUGGAAAAGAAAACAGCAGAGCCUGAUAUCUGGUUUGAUGACGUGGACCCUGAUGACAUCGAGGCGGCUUUGGGGCCCGAGGCUGCAGACAUCGUACGAAAACGUAGCGGAAUGCUGAAGUCCAGCGCAGAAGUCACAGAGAAAGUGCUGGUGAAAGAGCACGGGUUUGAGGGAUUGACCCGUGCUGUCGCUAUGGACUGUGAGAUGGUGGGUGUUGGGUGUGAUGGGGAGGACAGCAUUCUAGCGCGAGUCUCCAUCGUCAACCACUUUGGGAAAUGCAUCUACGAUAAAUACAUCAAACCCACGGAAAAGGUUAUGGACUACAGGACGGCUGUUAGUGGAAUCAGACCGGCGGACAUCGAAAAUGGUGAGGACAUCAAGACAGUCCAGAAAGAAGUGGCUCAGAUUCUGGAAGGAAGAAUAUUAGUAGGACACGCCAUUCACAAUGACUUAAAGAUUUUGCUGCUGGAUCAUCCCAAGAAAAUGAUCAGAGACACACAGAAAUACAAACCAUUUAGGCAGAGAGUAAAGAGCGCACGUCCUGCGUUGCGGGUUUUAUGCAAAGAGAUUCUCAGUGUUAAAGUCCAGCAGGGUGAACAUUCAUCUGUUCAGGAUGCUCAGGCCACUAUGAGGCUGUACACUCUGGUGAAGAAGCAGUGGGAGGCGGAGCUUAAAGCCGCCCGGGCGGGUCAAUUUCAGAAGAGCCCACGAAAACCCAAAACUCCUAAAAACCAGAGCAAAUUAAUUCAGAUCAGCCGAUAAAAAAAACUCUUCGCAAAACAUGACAGACUGAAACAUGGAUCUGUUUUACAAGCGUGGAGUAACACUGUCUUCAGUUACGUUAUGAUGAACUGUUUAAUAUUCCUGUCUGAAUGUCUCUCAGUUUGUACUUGAAUCUUAAAUCCUAUCUUCUGUUAUUUGAGGAAUGAGACCAUCAAACCGUUCAGAUUAUCAGUGUUCUAUUGAGCUCUUUUAUACCAAGUAAUUUAAAUGCUUAUUUUCCAUCCUGUUUAAAAUUACAUGACAGAUGUAACCGUUAUUGGAGACUUUCAUAGUUUUCUGUCUGAACUGCUAUUAAAGACCCCACACUUGAUGUGCACAAGGUGUUGAUUUCUCACAUCGAAUGACACAAAUAAUGGCAAUGAAAUAUAAUGAAAUCUUA